Molecule: messenger RNA, 408 nt
Organism: Penicillium bovifimosum
Lineage: Eukaryota; Fungi; Ascomycota; Eurotiomycetes; Eurotiales; Aspergillaceae
Exons: 2
Coding region: 1-408 (135 amino acids)
Source: RefSeq, a predicted model, not a curated record
AUGCCGGUAAAGCAAGCCCGCAUGAGGGAGAUGGCUUCUCAAGCCCUUUCCCCGUUCCCCCUCGGCCCAAACAACACCAAAUCCAAUGCCUUCCACGAUAUCGAGAAUGCGCAUGGCCCCGAACAGCAAAGUCAUAAAGUACAUCCACGGACCAGGCGACCUGAGGCCGACUCACACCUCAUUGGCGAUGAGACAGGUCUUCAGGGUGUCUUCAAUCGUUCGAUGGGAUAUAUCGUUGGGACAGUUCUCAAGGCCCAGUCACUCGAUGAAGAAUUUGCGGAUUUCAAGUGUCUUGGAAACACUUAUGCCAACACGCCUGAUAGCAUCCUGGUGGCCUCUAGCCACGGUCACAAAAAUCCUUCAAGGCGACAAUCUGCAUCGACUCUCCGGAGAAUCGUGGGCGGCUAA